Messenger RNA from Cyphellophora attinorum, 405 nucleotides. RefSeq names its product Cytochrome oxidase assembly protein shy1. The record is from RefSeq and is a predicted model, not a curated record. NCBI's taxonomy places the organism in Eukaryota, Fungi, Ascomycota, Eurotiomycetes, Chaetothyriales, Cyphellophoraceae. Gene Ontology annotation, cellular component: mitochondrion; membrane. Bases 1 to 405 code for a protein of 134 amino acids. Gene Ontology annotation, biological process: mitochondrial respiratory chain complex IV assembly. The transcript has a single exon.
AUGCAUGAUGGGAAGGACGGCUUUCAAGUGGUAACACCUCUAGAGCGAGAGGAUGGGGGCACAAUCUUGGUAAACCGCGGCUGGAUAAGUCGCGACAAACAAUAUCAAAGGGAGCGCGACCCCUCUGCUCUCCCAACCGGAGAAAUCACGGUCCAAGGUCUGUUACGCGAGCCGUUGAAGAAGAACAUGUUCACGCCCAAGAACAAGCCGGAAGAGGGCAAGUUCUUCUUUCCGGAUACGUACGAGAUGGCGAGCGUGGUGGGGUGCGAGGCGGUGUUGGUGGAGGAGACGAUGAAGGCGGAUCUGCUGGAAAGUUAUAGGCGGGAGGAGGCGGGCAUGCCGAUUGGGAGGGCGGCAGAGGUCAAUUUGAGGAAUAAUCAUACGCAGUAUAUUUUUACGUGGUAA